UGAUGCAGGUUUGUCUCAAUGAAUGUAUCAAAACACCAGUAUAAAAUAUUUCGUAUAAUGUGUUAAACUUAUGUGAACUUUUGAAGACGGGAAUACGACUCAACAUUAAAAAUAAUUCAUUGUUAAUUUCAACAAUGUUGAAAUGGAAAAUACAGAUAUUAAAGAUUAUUUCAUUUUCUGUACUUAUGGUGGUAAUAUAUGCCUUUCUACGAGAAACUAAAUAUCUUCGUUAUGUGAGUUCAGGUGUGCAAGACAACUAUGAACAGAAUAAACAUUUGAAUAAAACCUAUGAGAUCGAACCUUAUAAUCAUAUAGCCAAAUCUUCGUUAAACACAACAAACAAUCAAUUAUAUAUCAAUUCAACGAAACAUACCAAAGAGGUUAUCGGGCCUACAACACUAUCCAAACGUAGUUCGCUCUCGAUAAAUGAUACACAAAAUAUUGAAUUGAGCAAAGAAUUUUUCAAAAAAGUUGCGUUUCUAAAAGUUCACAAGGCAGGAAGUACAACUGCGCAGAACAUUUUCCUACGCUACGGUGAAUCUCGCAACCUCACGUUUGUAAUUUCGAGAAUUCGAGACAAUCAAUAUGAUAAUGUUAUCAGUUUACAGUCAUCUUUGAAUAACGAUAAUAUUCUUCCUCCACCACCAAAUAGAACAUUUGAUAUUUUAUGCUGCCAUGUUUUAUAUAACAAUGAAGCUUUUCAUAAGUAUAUGCCAACUGACACAGCAUAUAUAGCCAUUGUUCGCGAACCGUUUGAUCAGUUCUUGUCGACUUUGAAUUAUUUUAGGCCUGCUCAUAUAUUGCAAAAUAUAAAGGCUGAAAACAAAGUUUUUAAGUAUCUUCAAGAUCCUAGUCACUUUGAGAAAACACAUCGUUGGUCAAUGACAAACAACAGAAUGGCAUUUGAAUUCGGAUUUCCAUCAAAUCUAUUUUACCAUUAUUCAGAAGAAGAAAGCAUGGACUAUUUGAGGACACUGGAUAAAGAAUUCCAGUUUGUGAUCAUAAUGGAAUAUUUCACUGAGUCUGUAGUUAUGAUGAGACGUAUAUUAGGAUGGACUAUAAAGGAUGUCUUGUAUUUAAAGAAAAAUGCAGCACGGAAGUCAUAUCAAUUUGUUGACAAUACCAACAGAUAUUUAUAUGAAAGAUUUGCAAAGUUAGACUAUGACUUAUACAACUUCUUUUAUAGACGACUGUGGUUGCAGAUUGAAAAGGAGGGUCUAGACUUUCAGUUAGAAUUGUUAUAUUUUGAUCGACUACGUGAAGAAGUGGAAGAUUACUGCAUUUUUAACGCACAUCAAAGUAAAGGUUAUUAUGUCGAAACUUCUAGGUGGUCUAAGGCAUUUGCAGUUACUCAAAUAGAUUGUGAAUAUCUAAACAUGGGUGAGAUGUCGUUUGUUAAAAAAAUAAGACGCCGUCAAUAUGAGUAUCUACAAUGAGACUUAUAAGAUAUUCACACAGUGUAGAAGUUUGAACACAUCUGCGAUAAGAUAUAAAGCGCGUUCUUAUGCAGUAUAAAUUGCUACAUAACAAAGUGUACAAACUAAGAAUACCUACGACAUUCUGAAAUGCUUUAAUAUAAAUAAAGGAACUUCACUUGUUAUUUA
Molecule: messenger RNA, 1604 nt
Organism: Mytilus californianus (California mussel)
Lineage: Eukaryota; Metazoa; Mollusca; Bivalvia; Mytilida; Mytilidae
Product: galactosylceramide sulfotransferase-like
Exons: 2
Coding region: 135-1436 (433 amino acids)
Biological process (GO): glycolipid biosynthetic process
Cellular component (GO): membrane
Molecular function (GO): galactosylceramide sulfotransferase activity
Source: RefSeq, a predicted model, not a curated record